AUGAAUCUUCUACGCCGGGUUUCAGCUAUCUUUCGGAGGGGCACGGAGUCUGAAGAAACACUGCAGGAACAACCUCAAGAUAACUCCAAGUUGAAGUCUAUCCAGGGAAUUGUGACCCAUCUUUGUUCUGACUAUGGCUGGAUUAAUGAAUCCAUCUUUUUCAAUACUGAAGUGGUCAGUGACAACGUGCCUGUGAACAUCGGAGGCAGUGUCAUUGCUCUCGUUGAAGAAGAUGAAACAUCUCAUGUACUGAGAGCAAUCAAGGUGAAAGCCAUGAAUAAUUCUGUUGGCGGUACUGACCUUUCAGAAGUCAAUAAAAGACUUUGUAUUAGGUGUGUCACCUCAGUAACACAGGACAACGUCUAUAUCAGUCAGGAAAAUUUUUUCCCUGUCCAGCUGUUUUCGGGAGGAUUUUUGCCUUUUAAAGGAGAUUUGUUGCUGGUUGAAUAUUCCUUGAAGCCGGGAACUUCAAACAUCACUAUCCACACUGUGAGCCUCCUGAACUCCCAAAAUAUGGAUGAGGUCUGUGUGACCAGCGUUGAUGGAAGAACUGGUGUGGUGGAAGCCAGCAUCUUUUUUAAUUUGGACUCUCUGCAUACUCUGCCUGGUUAUACACCUUCAUUAUAUGACAUCGUGAAUGUGGUUGUAGUAGACAGCAUCCAAUCUCACUACUCUCGUAGAGUGGUGUCCAUGAUACCAGUAGACACGCUGUAUUAA
This is a messenger RNA of Cricetulus griseus (Chinese hamster), 717 nucleotides long. The record is from RefSeq and is a predicted model, not a curated record. Lineage: Eukaryota; Metazoa; Chordata; Mammalia; Rodentia; Cricetidae.